This is a messenger RNA of Procambarus clarkii (red swamp crayfish), 390 nucleotides long. Lineage: Eukaryota; Metazoa; Arthropoda; Malacostraca; Decapoda; Cambaridae. The record is from RefSeq and is a predicted model, not a curated record.
AUGGUUGUUGGUGAAUUGUUGUUGGAUGAUGAAUGGUUGCUGGAUGAGGGAUGGUUGUUGGAUGAUGAAUGGUUGCUGGAUGAGGGAUGGUUGUUGGAUGAUGAUUGGUUGCUGGAUGAGGGAUGGUUGUUGGAUGAUGAUUGGUUGCUGGAUGAGGGAUGGUUGUUGGAUGAUGAAUGGUUGCUGGAUGAGGGAUGGUUGUUGGAUGAUGAUUGGUUGCUGGAUGAGGGAUGGUUGUUGGAUGGUGAAUGGUUGCUGGAUGAGGGAUGGUUGUUGGAUGAUGAAUGGUUCCUGGAUGAGGAAUGGUUAUUGGAUGGUGAAUGGCUGUUAGAUGAAGAAUCCGGUUUACUCGGCAUCUCAGUUCUUAAAAAAAAAUUCCCCUCACUUUAG